AUGGAAGUCCUUACCGUCAUCUCCAUAUUAGCCCCCAUAUUUGGUUUAGUGGGCGUUGUAACUUACAUUGCUCAGUCCACGCUCAAUACUAUGCUUCGGAAAUACCCAGCUCUGCUAGAGAAAGUUUGUCAAGAUAUUGAUGCAUUCCCCCAUUUGUUGGAAAGGAUUGGUGAGAUUCUGCAAGAGGAUGGGAUGAUGUCUCUCACAGCUCUUACUACCAUACGAAGGGACGCAGAGGGAGUCUACUACAGAGUGAGGAGGGAACUAUCUCAUAUGCACCGUCAUGAGCAGAAAUCGGUGCUGGAAUACAUGGAGCGGUUAAAGGGGUAUAUAUGCAUUCGUUCCACUCCUGCCUUCCCCGACUACCAAGGAGGCACAGUAUUUGAAAUAGUCGCACCCGAAGGUAGUGGAGGAAACACAGAGGAACGAAUCUCAUCCCCAGAUAUGGCAGCUUUCUCUUCCGAAGCUAAGCGCCACCACCUCGAGACAAUCAUUUCUCCUGAUGGCAAAUCUGUUGUCCAUACGCUCACCAACUCCUACCCCAACCUCACCACCGCCACCGCCGAGUGGGAAGACUCUCGUCCCGUGGGCAGUGGCGCUAAUGGCACUCUGGUGAUGCUUCAGUCAGGACCCUCUCGGAAUCUCCGUGCUGUUAAACGAGUUUUCGGACAUGCUGCCAUAUGCGCCAAAGAGAUCAAUGUCCUGUCGACGGUUUCAGAUAGCCAAGAUCUCUUCGUUCAAUUCCUCGGCUGGUAUAGCAAUCGGGAAUUCACCUAUAUUGUGAUGGAGUUCGUUGAGUGUGGAGACCUUAGUACAUUCAUCGAAUCACAGGGGGGUUCGCCAGUGCUUGAGGGGACAAGUCGAGAGAUCACGCGGCAGAUCUUGAAUGGGAUUAAAGUGCUACACGGGAGGCAAAUCUGCCACCGGGAUCUGAAGCCGCAGAACAUUCUUGUGGUCACCCUUGAUCCCAUCCAUGUCAAGAUAACAGAUUUUGGUGUGUCCAAACGAAUGGUGAACACACAGCUACGGACUAGGGUCGGUACUGUUGGAUACACCGCACCUGAGGUGCUUGGGAUAUUGCCGGUGUCAACCCAUGAUAACAGCUAUGGAUCUUCGGUGGACUUAUGGGCCAUGGGAUGCAUUAUAUACGAGUUGUUCACGUUACGGAGACCGUUUGAUACGGCCGCGAGGAACGAGCCAAGAAGUGACAUGUUGUCAGGGGUUCUUGCUCAGAUCUCAACGGAAGUAGAUAUGCCAUCGUUUUACAGCUUCUGUCUUGGUGGGGACACGCAUAUUCUUGAGGUGUUGAGGCAGUCAGGGAUUAUCGGCGUCGAAGGCUUUGGAGUUACCAUGACCGGUGGUCUUAAGACGCAGCCUUUCUAUCAUCAGGUCAAAUGGGAUAGCUUCGAACAGUACCACAACGGGUCGAGGAAAUCCUUAGAUACGAUAAGAGAGUAA
Molecule: messenger RNA, 1458 nt
Organism: Morchella importuna
Lineage: Eukaryota; Fungi; Ascomycota; Pezizomycetes; Pezizales; Morchellaceae
Exons: 7
Coding region: 1-1458 (485 amino acids)
Biological process (GO): meiotic recombination checkpoint signaling; protein phosphorylation
Cellular component (GO): nucleus; cytoplasm
Molecular function (GO): ATP binding; protein serine/threonine kinase activity
Source: RefSeq, a predicted model, not a curated record